This is a messenger RNA of Microthlaspi erraticum, 1059 nucleotides long. The record is from the annotation of a GenBank genome assembly. NCBI's taxonomy places the organism in Eukaryota, Viridiplantae, Streptophyta, Magnoliopsida, Brassicales, Brassicaceae.
AUGAGAGAAACAGUGGCUUGGAGGUACUUCAACCAAGAAGUUGUGCCGUUGACUGCAAUGAUCGCAGUGGAGUGUACCACCGUUGGAUCUACCACACUGUUCAAAGCUGCUACCUUAAGAGGCUUGAGCUUCUAUGCCUAUGUCUUCUACUCUUAUGCUGUUUCUUCACUUGUCCUAUUUACACUUUCCCUCAUCUUUGGAAGGAAGAGAAGAUUACCUUUAGCCAAGUCUCCUCUUUUCUUAAAGAUUUUCUUGCUUACGCUUCUCGGGCUCACUUCACGGAUAGCUGGUCUUAAAGGUAUAGAAUAUAGUUCACCAACUCUUUCCUCUGCUAUUAGUAACCUCACGCCAGCUUUCACCUUCACUCUUGCCGUCUUCUUCAGGAUGGAACAAGUAAUCUUAAGAAGCUCAGCAACUCAAGCUAAAAUCAUUGGCACAAUAGUAUCAAUAUCUGGUGCUCUGGUUAUUGUUCUUUAUAAAGGCCCAAAACUUCUUGUUGCUUCAUCUUUUACUUCUUCAUUUGAGUCAAGUUGGAUCUUUGGAGGCCUUUUUCUUGCUACACAAUAUUUGCUGCUUUCAGUCUGGUAUAUUCUUCAGGCUAGGAUCAUGGAGAUAUACCCUGAAGAAAUACGUGUAGUCUUGUUCUACAACUUAUGUGCAACGCUAAUCUCAGCGCUAGUAUGUCUAUUUGCUGAGAAAGACUUGGAUUCUUGGAAGCUUAAACCGAGAAUCUCACUUCUUGCAGUCAUAUACUCGGGAGUCUUUGAUACAUCAUUGGGCUCAGUUAUACACACAUGGGGUCUGCAUUUGAAAGGUCCGGUCUAUGUCUCCUUGUUCAAGCCUUUGUCUAUUGCAAUUGCAGUCAUCAUGGGUGCUAUAUUCCUCGGCGAUGCCCUUCACCUUGGAAGUGUGAUUGGAUCAAUAAUAUUGAGCUUUGGGUUUUACACUGUGAUUUGGGGCAAAGCAAGAGAAGUUUCAACCAAAACAGUAAGUGAUGAUUCUGAGCAGUCACUUUUGUUGCCUUCAACACACAACAGAGAAGAUGAAACCUUAUCUUGA